Messenger RNA from Cataglyphis hispanica, 735 nucleotides. Its product is annotated as oligosaccharyltransferase complex subunit OSTC. Bases 122 to 571 code for a protein of 149 amino acids. NCBI's taxonomy places the organism in Eukaryota, Metazoa, Arthropoda, Insecta, Hymenoptera, Formicidae. The transcript is spliced from 4 exons. Gene Ontology annotation, cellular component: oligosaccharyltransferase complex. The record is from RefSeq and is a predicted model, not a curated record.
AUGUCAUUCGGCACACGUGUAUGACCAGUUGAAAGGAGACGUCAGCGGUGUCGGUGAAUGUGUUUAUGAAGAAAAUCCUUUAUUUUUCCAUCGUAUAGUUUUUAGAUUUUAUCGCAACAGAAUGGAGUACAUUUACCGAUUACCGUUCUUAGUCCUGGAAGUGCCUAAUUUAAAAUUAAAAAGACCGUCCUGGUUUGUGAAACCUAGUGCUAUGAUAGUCUUCUCCUUCAUUCUUCUAUCGUACUUCUUGGUAACAGGAGGAAUCAUAUACGAUGUAAUUGUUGAACCACCCAGUGUAGGAUCUACAACAGAUGAACAUGGUCAUACAAGACCUGUAGCAUUUAUGCCAUAUCGUGUAAAUGGACAAUAUAUCAUGGAAGGCUUAGCUUCUAGUUUCCUAUUUACAAUGGGAGGCUUGGGUUUUAUCAUAUUGGAUCAGACUCAUGGUCCAUCAACACCAAAACUUAACAGAGUUCUUCUGAUAUGUGUUGGAUUUCUCAGCAUACUUGUGUCAUUUGUUGCAUGCUGGAUAUUUAUGAAAAUGAAGCUUCCGGGGUAUCUGCAAUCCUAAAUAAAAGUUAUAUUAUGUGAAUUCCAUGAAUAUAUUGUGGAUACCAUUUUUUAUAUUGUAUUAUAUGGGAUAUCGUUACAAUAUACAAGAUAUUGUAACAAUUAUUGAUGGAUGAUUUUUAUAAUAAAGUGUAAUAAGUAAAAUAAAAGAUAAUUUUAAUAUUA